Zymoseptoria tritici IPO323 is the source of this 1533-nucleotide messenger RNA. RefSeq lists its product as uncharacterized. Lineage: Eukaryota; Fungi; Ascomycota; Dothideomycetes; Mycosphaerellales; Mycosphaerellaceae. Gene Ontology annotation, biological process: DNA replication initiation; cell division; mitotic DNA replication checkpoint signaling. The record is from RefSeq and is a predicted model, not a curated record. The annotation marks the transcript as partial. The transcript has a single exon. Gene Ontology annotation, cellular component: nucleus. Gene Ontology annotation, molecular function: DNA replication origin binding; ATP hydrolysis activity.
ACGCCAACUACCCCACGACAUCGAAACGCAUUGUCAAAGAAGAUCCCCGUCACGCCGUCCAGGCAUGGCACGCUUUUCGCCAGAGGCCAGCUUACACCACGAUCGCCCCGAACACCGCGCACCCCUGGUACUGCAGCUUCGGUAUACAAUCAAGCGCGACAAAUAUUCGCUCGCAGCUCGAAUCCCGGAAAACUCGUGGGACGAGAUGAAGAGAGGGCACAAUUAUCGGAGUUCAUUUCUACUGCUUCGGCGGCAAAGUCGACAGGAUGCUUGUACGUGUCAGGACCGCCUGGCACUGGAAAGAGCGCGCUGCUGGACGAGGUCAUUCGUGAGCAUACUGAGGAUGGCAAGAUCCCACUUUCAGUGGUCAAUUGCAUGAGUGUGCGAAAUGCGAAGGAUCUCAGUCAAAAGCUGGCGGAAGAUCUGGACUUGCAAGAGGAGGCUGGGUUUGACUACCUGAAGUCAUGCUUUGUUAGAGGAAAAGCGCGGGACACACAAAAAUACCUGGUCGUACUGGACGAGGUGGACAGACUGGUUGACCUGGAUCUGGGGCUCCUCUACAGCCUUUUCGAAUGGUCAAUGAUGCCCUCAUCACGGCUUAUCUUGAUAGGCAUCGCCAACGCCCUGGAUCUCACGGACCGUUUCCUACCACGACUGAAAUCACGGAACCUCAAGCCUGAGCUGCUCCCAUUCAUGCCCUACAGCGCAACACAAAUUGCCGAAGUCAUCACCUCGAAGCUGAAAAGUAUCUCGACUGUCGACGCGGACACAGUUCCGUUCCUACACCCAGCAGCCAUCCUCUUCUGCGCGAAGAAAGUCGCAUCUCAGACUGGCGAUCUUCGCAAAGCCUUCGACAUUUGCCGUCGAGCAAUCGAGCUCAUCGACAAUGAAGUCCGCUCCAAAGAACUGGUCGCGGCGGACAGCCCUUCGAAACUACCACUCGGCGAGAACCUCAACCUCAGCUCAUCUCCUUCAAAACCACAGCCAAUACUCUACACAGUCUCCACGGCGCCUAAGGCAACGAUUGCGCACAUGGCCAAAGCCACAUCCCAGGCCUUUUCCAACGGUGCCGUGCAACGUCUCUCCUCUCUCAACCUGCAGCAAAAAGCCGUCCUUUGCGCUCUCGCAGCAACAGAAAAGCGUGCUCAAGAGGCGGAAGUGCCAUGGGCGGCACCAUCAACACCCUCGAAAUCCCAAACUUACGCACCAACGAUCAAAGCACUCUUUGAGACAUAUACCACACUCUGCAAGAAAGAACACCUCUUUCACCCUCUGUCCUCAGCAGAGUUUCGAGAUGUGGUCUCCGGACUGGAGACUCUCAGCCUCGUGUCUGCAGUUGAGGGCAGCGGGAAAGGCGGCAGUUUCGGAGCGUUGAUGACACCAGUCAAGACGCCUGGAAAGGGAAGGAAAGGUGGUUGGGCGACUGGGACUGUAGGAGAUGAGAGGAGGAUGAAGAGCGCGGUGGGAGUGAAGGAGCUAAUGAGUGUGGUCGAGAAGGGUGUUGCGGGUGAACUGCUGAGGGAGAUGGUCGAG